UUACUUCGCUCGGUUGUGCCUCCUUUUCACCUUGCAUUGCCUUGCAUAAUUGCAUAUGAAUUAUAACAGUAAUGCGGUCAUGUUGUGCCCAUGAGGACAUUGUUUUCACAUUGCGUUAUUAGUGUUGAAUCGUAUUGUCGAUUAUUAGAUCUACGUAUGGGAUUUACGAUCAACGUGUUCACAACGCGAUAAAAUGGCACCUACCAUACAAACUAAUAGCAACCAAGCUGACAGAGAUAAACGUGCGGCUAGACCAGCGGAAAAACGAUCUGAGCUCAUAUGCAGAGUUAAAUAUUGUAACACAUUGCCGGACAUUCCAUUUGAUCCAAAAUUCAUAACGUAUCCCUUCGAACCGACCAGGUUUAUUCAGUACAAUCCAACCUCCUUAGAGCGCAACUAUAAAUAUGAAGUGUUGACGGAACAUGAUUUAGGUGUAGAGAUUGAUCUGAUAAAUAAGGACACGUAUGCGGGGGAUCCAAAUGCCCAGUUGGAUCCAGCCGAUGAAAAGUUACUAGAGGAAGAUGUUCUUACCCCGCAAGAUUCAAAACGUUCCCGGCAUCACGCCAGGAGCGUCUCAUGGUUGAGACGUACAGAAUACAUUUCCACAGAGAGUACCAGAUUCCAGCCACAAACGGCGGACAAGGUUGAAGCCAAAGUUGGUUACAGUAUCAAGAAGAACUUCAAGGAGGAAACACUGUAUAUGGACCGUGAAAGUCAAAUAAAAGCUAUAGAAAAGACCUUUGAAGACAACAAGAAGGCAAUUGAAAGACAUUAUAGUAAACCGAAUGUAGUGCCUGUAGAAAUAUUGCCGGUAUAUCCAGACUUUAAGUUAUGGAAAUAUCCGUGUGCACAAGUCAUAUUUGAUUCUGAUCCUGCGCCAACUGGUCGAUCUAUACCCGCACAGAUCGAAGAAAUGUCACAAGCCAUGAUACGAGGUGUGAUGGAUGAGAGUGGUGAACAGUUUGUUGCUUACUUUUUGCCGUUGGAAGAAACGUUGGAGAAGCGCCGUCGGGACUUCACAGCUGGUAUAGAUUAUGCCGAUGAGGAGGAAUAUGAAUACAAAAUGGCAAGAGAGUACAAUUGGAACGUUAAAAGCAAAGCUUCCAAAGGAUACGAGGAGAAUUAUUUCCUUGUGAUAAGACAAGACGGGGUUUACUACAAUGAACUAGAAACGCGCGUGCGACUGAGCAAACGGCGCCAGAAGGUCGGACAGCAACCAAAUAACACACGCCUGAUAGUACGUCAUCGACCAUUGAACGCCAACGAAUUCAGAAUGCAGAGAUAUCGAGAAAAACAAUUGGAGCCGCCAGGAGAGGAGGACGAGGAUGAAGAAGAGGAAGAAGAGGAGGAGCAGGAAACUCAACAAGACGAGAAGGCAAACGAGAAAGAUAUGCCGGUUAAAGGUUCCGAAGCAGAAAACGGAGAAGAAUCACGUGCGUCGUCGAGGGCAUCCUCACGAGCGUCUAGCAGAAAAUCGCGAUCCCGUUCACGAUCUCAUUCCGAAUCGAGAUCGAAAUCGAAAUCAAGAUCAAGAUCCAAAUCAAAAUCAAGAUCAAGGUCGAGGUCGAAAUCGCAUUCGCGGUCGCCUUCACAUUCACGUUCACGUUCACGUUCACGUUCACGUUCACGUUCACCCUCCAAAUCUAGAUCGCCGUCUCGAUCGCGCUCGCGUUCUCAGUCGCGUUCGCCGUCUAAAUCGCACAGUAAAUCACGAUCUCGAUCUGGAAGUCCUCGAUCGAGGAACACGUCGAGAUCUAGAUCCAAGUCGAGAUCGCGCUCGGGGACACCUGCGAAGUCACCGUCAAGAUCUCGGUCGAGCUCGCGGUCCAAGUCCAGGUCGCGAUCAAGAUCGAGAUCCGCAACUGGUAGCGAUAGCGGUUCCGCUAGCGCGAGCGGCGAAAGCGGCUCCGAGAGCGAGUGAGUCGAGAAGCAUGAUCGAGAGUAACGAGUUUAUUUCUAAUGUCGUCAUUUUCACCUUGAUAAUGUUAUUUUGAACAAAUGUCUGUUUAUUUGAAAUAAUUGCAUGCUGAGCGAAUAAAAAAUAAGUCUUUGAUGGUAAUUAUAUGAUCCGUAAUCAUUACAGGGUGUACGAGUGCUUAGUGAUACAAUAAAAAAUAAAUUUAUAAGUAAA
Messenger RNA from Monomorium pharaonis (pharaoh ant), 2131 nucleotides. It is a transcript of the gene atms, whose product is annotated as RNA polymerase II-associated factor 1 homolog. Gene Ontology annotation, biological process: transcription elongation by RNA polymerase II. NCBI's taxonomy places the organism in Eukaryota, Metazoa, Arthropoda, Insecta, Hymenoptera, Formicidae. Gene Ontology annotation, cellular component: Cdc73/Paf1 complex. The record is from RefSeq and is a predicted model, not a curated record. The transcript is spliced from 8 exons. The coding region runs from base 194 to 1921 and encodes 575 amino acids. Gene Ontology annotation, molecular function: chromatin binding; RNA polymerase II complex binding.